Molecule: messenger RNA, 871 nt
Organism: Dendrobium catenatum
Lineage: Eukaryota; Viridiplantae; Streptophyta; Magnoliopsida; Asparagales; Orchidaceae
Product: FAD-linked sulfhydryl oxidase ERV1
Exons: 6
Coding region: 93-731 (212 amino acids)
Cellular component (GO): mitochondrion
Molecular function (GO): flavin-dependent sulfhydryl oxidase activity; flavin adenine dinucleotide binding
Source: RefSeq, a predicted model, not a curated record
CAGGUGGAACACUUCGUACUCUUUCGAUCCGCAAAGCAAUUUUACUCUCUUUCGAGCCAAGGCCCACCUUCGGCAACCCGAAGUUCGCAGUGAUGUCGGAGAAUCCCUUCGAAGCCAUACGCAAAGCCUGCGACUCCUUCGGCAAAUGCUUCCAAACCCACCUAUCUCGCAUCUUACCCGCCCGUUGCGAAGACCAUCUCGAUAAACCCUCCUCCGUUGCCGGGAACUCUAAAACUUCGUCAUUUUCCUUCUUCACUGCCUCAAAUCCAAAAGUUGUUAAUGACGCUGCUCUGCUUACUCCCGAUGUGGUCGCCCACCUCCCCUACACCAAUAUUGCUCUCGAAAAGAAGAUUACUGCAGCUCCACUGACCAAAGAGGAACUUGGGAGGGCUACUUGGACGCUUCUGCACACGGUUGCAGCCCAGUUUCCUGACAUUCCAACUAGACAACAAAAGCGGGAUGUAAAAGAACUGAUGGCCAUAUUGUCUCGAAUUUAUCCUUGCAAAGAAUGUGCAGAUCAUUUUAAGGAAGUACUGAAAUCAAAUCCUGUACAGGCAGGAUCACAAGCUGAGCUCUCCCAAUGGAUAUGCCAUGUACAUAACAUUGUAAACAGAAGUUUAGGAAAACAAAUAUUCCCAUGUCAAAGAGUAAAUGCAAGGUGGGGAAAACUGGAUUGUCUUGAUCGUUCUUGUGAUCUACAAGGCAGCACAAAUUUAAAUUUUCCUGUGUAAACCUCAUUUAUGCCUUUUCUAAAUCAUUUACUAAACAAAAAGGAAGAGAACGAAUACAAAUAUAUGUGAUUGAGACAUUCUCUAUUUACUGUCACUUUCUUCUCUCUUAUUAAUGAGUAACAUCUGUCUUAUUUAUUUCA